CUUUCCCUGCAGCGCAGUUUGUCAGAGUACGAGCGGUGUCUGCAUGUACGCAUGUCUACUCCUUUUCGGGUACAGAAGGUACAAGGUCCUGCCUUCUUGAAACCGCUCUCUUCAUCAUGUUGUUAUCACAUUUAGGAGCUCGCUCUUUUGUUGUUUCCUGCUCAAGCCUUUGAGCUGACCGGUGCCAGGAGGAGGAGGAGAAGGACUCGACAAAAACAAAAACCUUCGCAGAAAAAGAAGAAUGCAACACUGGACUGCUGCUCAUGUGUUAUUUCUGCAUUGAUUUGUUAGCACACGGUGCGUUUAAAGUCUCCGUCUGCAGGAGUACAAUCCAUUCAAGCUGAUUCUCCUCAAUGCACGAGAACUAGAGAAGAAAGGAGGCUAAAACGGAGGAACGGUACAAGUCUGGGAUUUUCACCUAAGACACAACAGAGUCAUCGACCUGCAGGGUCUUACCCUAAAAACCUAAGGAGCGAUGUCAUCUACUAAAUUCAAGAAGGAUAAGGAGAUCAUAGCGGAUUAUGAGACCCAAGUGAAAGAGAUCCGUAACCAGCUGGUGGAGCAGUUCAAAUGCUUGGAGCAGCAGUCUGAGUCUCGCAUCCAGCUGCUGCAGGACCUGCAGGAGUUCUUCCGCCGCAAAUCAGAGAUCGAGGUGGAAUAUUCCCGCAGCUUAGAGAAACUGGCCGAGAGGUUCUCCUCCAAGAUCCGCAGCUCCAGGGAGCACCAACAGUUCAAGAAGGACCAACACCUGCUGUCCUCAGUAAACUGCUGGUAUCUGGUCCUGAACCAGACGAGGAGGGAGAGCCGGGACCAUGCCACCCUCAGUGACAUCUACACGAACAACGUCAUCGUCCGCCUGGCCCAGAUCGUUGAGGAUGUCAUCCGUCUGUUCAAGAAGAGUAAGGACAUCGGGAUCCAGAUGCAUGAGGAGCUGGUGAAGGUGACAAAUGAACUGUACACUGUGAUGAAAACGUACCACAUGUACCACACUGAGAGCAUCAGUGCAGAGAGCAAGCUGAAGGAUGCUGAGAAGCAGGAGGAGAAGCAGUUUAGCAAGUCUGGAGAUCUCAACGUGAACCUCCUGCGUCAUGAGGACCGCCAGCCAAGACGCAGCUUUGUCAGGAAAAUAGAAAAGAUGAAGGAGAAGAGGCAAGCCAAGUACUCCGAGAACAAGCUGAAAUGCACAAAAGCACGGAACGACUAUUUAUUGAAUUUGGCGGCAACAAAUGCAGUGGUGGCAAAAUAUUACAUCCAUGAUGUCUCUGAUAUGAUUGAUUGUUGUGACCUUGGUUACCAUGCUAGCUUGGCACGCACUUUCAGGACCUACCUGUCUGCAGAGUACAACCUGGAGACGUCACGCCACGAGGGACUGGAUAUCAUUGAGAACGCCGUGGACAACCUGGAUUCCCGCAGUGACAAGCACAAGAUCAUGGAUAUGCAUAACCAGGUGUUCUGCCCUCCGAUGCGCUUUGAGUACCUGCCACACAUGGGAGAUGAGGUGUGCCAGGUGAGCGCCCAGCAGCCUGUCCAGACAGAACUCCUCAUGCGCUACCACCAACUGCAGUCUCGCUUAGCCACUCUGAAGAUUGAGAAUGAGGAGGUGAGAAAGACCUUGGACGCGACCAUGCAAACGCUGCAGGAUAUGCUGACAGUGGAGGAUUUCGACGUGUCGGAUGCUUUCCAACACAGCCGCUCCACUGAGUCCAUCAAGUCUGUGGCCUCUGAGUCCUACAUGAGCAAGAUGAAUGUAGCCAAGAGGAGGGCCAACCAACAGGAGACUGAAAUGUUUUACUUUUCUAAAUUCAAGGAGUUCCUGAAUGGCAGUAACCUCAUCAUUAAGCUGCAGGCCAAGCACGACUUACUGAAGCAGACUCUUGGUGAAGGGGAACGGGCUGAAUGUGGAACCACAAGGCCCCCCACUCUUCCCCCUAAACCACAGAAAAUGCGGAAGCCUAGGCCUCGCUCCUUGUAUAACCAUAAGCUGUUUAACGGCAAUAUGGAGACCUUCAUCAAGGAUUCAGGUCAACCGAUCCCACUUGUUGUUGAGAGCUGUGUGAGAUACAUCAAUCUGUACGGCCUGCAGCAGCAGGGCAUAUUUCGCGUGCCGGGAUCACAGGUGGAAGUCAAUGAUAUUAAAAACUCAUUUGAGAGAGGUGAAGAUCCCCUGAUCGAUGACCAGAACGAGCAUGAUAUCAACUCAGUAGCCGGGGUGCUCAAGCUGUACUUUAGAGGACUGGAGAACCCCAUCUUCCCAAAAGAGCGCUUCCUGGACUUCAUCUCCACCAUCAAGCUGGAGUCUGGAGCUGAGAGAGCGCAUCACAUCCAGCAGAUUGUUGUGACUCUUCCUCGCACCAUCAUCAUCGUCAUGAGAUACCUCUUUGCAUUCCUCAAUCAUCUCUCUCAGUACAGUGACGAGAACAUGAUGGAUUCUUACAAUUUGGCGAUCUGCUUUGGUCCGACCCUGAUGCCUAUCCCAGACGGACAGGACCCUGUGACCUGCCAGGCUCAUGUUAACGAGGUCAUCAAGACCAUCAUCAGCCACAAUGAGCUCAUCUUUCCGAGCCAACGUGAGCUGGAUGGCCCGGUGUACGAGAAGUGCAUGACUGGAGGGGAGGAGUACUGUGACAGCCCCCACAGUGAACCAGGAACUAUUGACGAGGUCGACAACGGAACUGAACCACACACUAGUGAUGAAGAGGUGGAACAGAUCGAGGCCAUCGCCAAGUUUGACUACGUUGGACGCACUCCCAGAGAGCUUUCCUUUAAGAAGGGGGCGUCUCUGCUGCUGUACCACAGAGCGUCUGAAGACUGGUGGGAGGGACGCCACAACGGUGUGGACGGCCUGAUCCCCCACCAGUACAUCGUAGUGCAGGACCUGGAUGAUGCGUUCUCAGAUAACCUCAGUCAGAAGGCAGACAGUGAAGCGAGCAGUGGACCGUUGCUGGAUGAUAAGGGUUCAUUCAAGAAUGAUGCCCUGUCACCAUGUGAACCAUCAUCCGACUACAACUUUGGAGCAGUCAUGGGGAGGGUGAGAUUACGGUCCGAUGGAGCUGCAAUCCCACGCCACCGGAGCGGCACAGACACGCACAGCCCCACCAGAGGGGCCGACACCCCGCCUCGGGCUGCUGCAUGUCCCAGCAGCCCCCACAAGGUGUCCGUCAGCAAAGGUCGUAUGGAGAGCCCAGAAAAGAGACGCCUGGGCACUUUUGGAAGCGCAGGAAGUAUCAACUACCUGGACAGGAAGGCGUAUCCUGAGGGCCACCCUCUUAAGCCGGUACCCGGGGCCACGCGUCACAGCAGCCUCGGGGACCACAAAUCACUGGAGGCUGAAGCUCUGGCUGAGGACAUCGAGAAGACCAUGACCACAGCUCUGCAUGAGCUGCGUGAGCUGGAGCGGCAGAACACGGUCAAACAGGCUCCUGAUGUAGUACUGGACACUUUGGAGCCCAUGAAGAACCCUGUCAGCUCGGAGCCUGGCAGCCCUCUGCACACCAUCAUGAUCCGAGACCCAGACGCAGCCAUGCGCCGCAGUAGCAGCUCCACCUCUGAGAUGAUGACCACUUUCAAACCCGCUCUCUCUGCUCGGCUGGCCGGGACUCAGCUCCGCCCUCCAACCAUGAGGCCUGUGCGCCCCCCUCCCACCCAGCAUCGCACCAGCAGCUCCAGCUCUUCUGGGGUUGGCAGCCCUGCUGUGACUCCCACUGAGAAGAUGUUUCCAGGUAACAGCACAUCGGCUGGUUCCAACAUGAACUCGUCCGGUGAUGCUGGUGAUAAGUCUGGUACCAUGUAGCGAAGGUGGAAUCUGAAAGGUGGAAAGGUUGUUUAACUUUCCACAUGAGGAGAAAGCUUAUGAAAAGGGUGCUGAUGUGAAAAAAGCAGAGAGCGAUAUGUUCCUCUCUGUUUUCUGCCUGACUUAAUUCAUCUAUACAGAAAGCUCCUGGAGCUUUACCAUGGUGACCAAUCAGCAGAAGAAGCUGUAGUGGUGUGAUAGCGUGAAGCUCUUUGAAAUUUGAUUUGACUAAAAGUGUCCAAGAACACAAAUUUUCUUCAGUUUUACCUCAGUUACACACACAUAACAGUGAAUGCAAGUGAAGCAAUACUUGUGUGAAAACUGGUUUCCACUCAGCAAACACUGUCCAGAAGUGUCACUCGAUGUGUUUGAAACAAUUAUCUGAAGAGACGGGUGGAAACAUUCAGGAAAAAAAACGAUGUCUGUUAGCCAUGUAGGUAACAGGCAUUACAUCUGUACAUAUACAAUCUUACUAAAGUCCCCAUGCUUUCUGUUUGUACUAUGAUACAAUGGAUGUUCAUCAAAGUAACAACUAAGUAACUUUAUAUCCUUCUGCAUGCAGGGUUUGGAGGUCAUAAGGAAAAUAUGUAAAACUUGCAUCAUGGAGAAAUUUGGACUCAAGUCGCAGAAGUCCAGAUUUUUGACAGUAUUAUAUUUCUAAAAUUUGAGAUGUGAAAGGCCAUUGGUACCCUAGAUAUUAUACCUAAAUCUAUUGCAAAAGAAAGAAAAACAGCAUGGUCUCUGAAAACUUAGACAUCACUAAUAAGAAUUUGACAAAAGAAGGAGCCAGUAGAUGGUGAGAGACCUGUCUCCAUGUCUUUUUCUAUGUCCUGUAAGAAAAACAUGCAGAAUAACUAAUGUAGGAAACCCUGUGGUUAACAUGUAUAUAAUAUAUAGCUAGUACAUUUUUUUAAGUGUUUAAUUUGUAAAGUACAAAAAAGGGAAAGCUGUGGAAGUAAUUUGCUAAGAUCAUACACCUACCUUUUUACCAUCUUCAUUGAACUGCAAACACGUUCUGUGGGCUGUGUAGGAAAGAGUUGAAACUACAUGUUGUAUGAUGUGUUUAGAUUGCAUUUGGUAAAUGUACUGUAGAAAUCAAACCACUGAUAAACAGGCAGAGUAGAUGCAUCAAAUGGUAACACUAUACAGUUCCUGUAAUACAGUUAAAAUGUGACGCUGAACCCAGAGAAGCGUGACGCUGUGACAUCCUGUUCUCACAUCUCUUACCUACCUUUCUGCCUUUUUCUUCUUCAUGUUGAUAGAUUCAGUUGAGAACAUUCAGGUGUUUUAUUAACUGCAUCUCUCUAGUCAUUUGGACAGCUCUGGUCCAGAGACCUUGUUAUCCCCCCUCCCAAAGAGCCUGCUCUUUCUGCAUGUUUCACGCUGUAAAGUCCGCCUUAUCCUCUGGGGCAGUUAUUGGCUGUAUGCGGUGCCUUGCCUUGGUAUAGAACGCACAAAUUAUCUCAAUUAUGGAUGUUUUUUUUCCUUAAGAAAUGGACCUUAACAUUUACAGGGAUUGGUGAAAUUAUGAACUCUGCUGUUUGCUGCAGUUGCUCAACUGCUUUUGGAAUUGAAACGUAACUAUUAGCAUGUAAACCACACUCCCAACUCUGCACUUAUUCAGUGCAUUCUGCAGAAAUACAUGCUUUAACCUGAAAACAUUUGCUCGUUGUUAAUAUAUUGUUGGUUACUGACAUAUCUGUCCAGAUGGGAAGGAAGAAUUCUAAAGAACAGAGCGUUCCUGCAAGCAGAAAAGCAGGAGAACAAAAAACAGCAUUUAAUGUCAAACAGUGCGCUACACCCUCUGCUGGUUCAUGCUUGUAUUGCCUGUUGAUACCAUCAUCUCAUAUGGGCAUUACAAGUAUGAUCUGCAGCUUCCUUUUACAAUCACUUAGUUUUUUCAUUUUAUUUGUUUUGAUUACAGUUUUGCACCUGUUGAAAUCUAUGAAGAUAAUGUUCAAUAAACAUUUGUCUAUUAAAAGAUGAUGAAAGCACAGGGUGAAUUUAUCGUGUUUAAUUAACUAGACUGUUUUUUAUUUAUACACUUGUGUAAGUGGCGCAGAAAUUUCAGUGCCUUUUGUGCACAACAUCAAUUUUUAUUGGACUUUUAUAUUUACUUUUUUUUUACUGUAAUAUGUUGUCUAUUAGUUGUCAUGUUUACUACGGACUGAUGUUGCUUUUUUUACUUUUACUUCCUACUGCUACUUGUAAAGAAAACCACCAUAAGGGAAACAUUGUGUAAAGAUUUGACUUCUGAGGAUUACAGAAGAAUCAUCAUGAAAGACUUGUCUCUGUUCAGGUGAACUCUAUAAAAUAAAAGUUAUAAAAACUACUGUAUACAGGAUCUACUGAUGAGUUCAGUAGAAUCAUCUCAGAAUAUUUCCUUUCAUCGUUUUGUUCUCUGUGUGAACUGCCUGUGCUGUGGUUGAGCCGUAACUCUUGUCAAAUCAAAGUGAUUGCAGAACUGAUGAAAACAGUGGGACAGACAUGGAGGACCCUCUUCUUGUAGAGGUUACAAAGCACUUGGUGCUCUCUCUCCUUUUCCCUACAUGUGAUGUAACAUGGAUGUUUUCUCUCCAGGAAUGUAUGCUGAAAUGGGUAACACUGUUGGACAUUAAGUUCAUAUUGAAAAGGGACAUUACGAUAGGAGAGGAGACAGCUGUCACACUGCUUACCUUCUCUUUAGUUGUUCGUCUAGUGAUGCUGUUUGUUGAUGAGUGUGUCUGGAUGUUUGAAACCUUGUGCUGUAAUGUACACCAUACCACUGACUGGAUGUUGAAAACCCCUGCGUCCAAUAAAACCAUUAUUGCUCUGUGAUAA
Messenger RNA from Labrus mixtus (cuckoo wrasse), 6610 nucleotides. RefSeq names its product SLIT-ROBO Rho GTPase activating protein 3 (gene srgap3). Gene Ontology annotation, molecular function: protein binding. Gene Ontology annotation, cellular component: cytoplasm. The record is from RefSeq and is a predicted model, not a curated record. Gene Ontology annotation, biological process: signal transduction; negative regulation of cell migration. Bases 476 to 3790 code for a protein of 1104 amino acids. NCBI's taxonomy places the organism in Eukaryota, Metazoa, Chordata, Actinopteri, Labriformes, Labridae. The transcript has 22 exons.